Molecule: messenger RNA, 597 nt
Organism: Ipomoea nil (Japanese morning glory)
Lineage: Eukaryota; Viridiplantae; Streptophyta; Magnoliopsida; Solanales; Convolvulaceae
Product: ATP-dependent DNA helicase pif1-like
Exons: 1
Coding region: 1-597 (198 amino acids)
Source: RefSeq, a predicted model, not a curated record
AUGAGUAAUAUGAAUGUGGCAGAAUGUCGAACAUAUUUUAGCUCUGACUCAGUUUGUCCGACGGAAGGCACUCCUGAUUCAGUCGCCGCUCUUCACACCCCAGAGUUCUUAAACGGGUUGAAGUGCUCUGGUGUGCCUAACCAUUCUUUGGCUUUAAAAAUUGGGUCUCCAGUUAUGUUACUACGAAAUAUAGAUCAUUCCGCUGGUUUGUGCAAUGACAUGAGGUUAAUCAUUUCUAAACUAGGAGACCACGUUGUCGAAGCAAAAAUUCUAUUCAGAAGUCAUGCAGGAACAAAGGUGUUGAUUCCAAGAUUGUCAUUGACUCCAUCAGAUCCAAAGUUACUGUUUAAAUUUCAGUGGAGACAAUUCCCCCUAAUGUUGUCUUAUGCUAUGACAAUUAACAAAAGCCAAGGUCAAACACUGUUUACAGUUGGGCUAUUACUGAAAAAACCUGUUUUUGUUCAUGGACAACUUUACGUGGCUUUGUCAAGAGUUAGCAAUCCAAAUGGUCUUAAGUUACUUAUUUGCAACGACAAUGGAGAAUAUGUUUCUUCAACGUCAAAUGUUGUAUAUAAAGAAGUAUUUAAUAAUAUAUAA